Messenger RNA from Leptomonas pyrrhocoris, 1764 nucleotides. RefSeq lists its product as hypothetical. Gene Ontology annotation, molecular function: nicotinamide-nucleotide adenylyltransferase activity; ATP hydrolysis activity. The coding region runs from base 202 to 1764 and encodes 520 amino acids. Lineage: Eukaryota; Euglenozoa; Kinetoplastea; Trypanosomatida; Trypanosomatidae. The transcript has a single exon. The record is from RefSeq and is a predicted model, not a curated record. Gene Ontology annotation, cellular component: cytoplasm; nucleus.
GGUGUCUUCUGAAUGAUCGGAAGCGUUGUGUGCUUCUUCGCUCCCUUCAAACAAAACUAGCAGUAUCGUACUGCGGACUUCUUCCCUUUUUUUUUGGGAGCAAGACGCUGUAUUUCCUAAAUACGCUCAUCGUCAGCAACGGACACCAGCUGCGGUGACACAUCCACGUAUUAAUACCGCUCUUCUCUUUCUAUCCCUUCGAUGUCGCUGGAAGCCCUCAUCGAGGCGAUUCACGCCUCUCCGGUGCGCCUUUCGUUGUGCAUCUGCGGAGCCGGUGCCGGCGCUGUCGCACGCCUCACGCAGGUGGCGGAGUGCAGCCGCACCCUUCUCGAGGCAGACGUGCUGUACCACCGUGCCUCUACCCGAAUCGCGCUGGACGGGCUGCCGAAGCACCUCGUCAGCAUCGAAGCCGCUCGCCGCCUCGCGCAGCACGCCUUCAACGUCAGUCGCACCGUGGCCACGGCGGAGGCCCGAGUGAAGACACCAUCGAAAGAAAAAGCUCAUCAAAGGGGAAGUUAUCUGUUUGGCAUCGGUGCCACCUCCGCCGUGAAGACGAGUCGGGCACGUCGCAGCGGGGAUCAGGUAUUUGUGUCGGUAUGGGGCGGUGCGGUGCUCCCCCACACGUUUGAUGCGCACGCUCUCGAGCAGGACACGAUGGAGGAGGCGGUGGGAGGCGUCUUUGACUACCACAUGCACAUGCCCGACAGUCUGGACCGUGCGGGACAGGACAAACAGGUGGAGUUGAUGGUGCUGCACGCGAUUGCCGACACUGUCGCGCGCACCAGCCGCGCAGGUCCGACGUCUCUCCUUCACUCGCUGUUGCCUGUAUCCUCCAAGGGAUCUACCUCGACCUCGAUGGAUGGAGCAGCAGCAGAGAAGCCGACGCGGCUGUGCGCCGUUCCUGCACUCAGUGGCCCGCAUCGAAUAUCGCUCGACACGGCGCAUGAGAUGGCAGAGGCGAUUCAGGCCGUGCUGUCCUACCACCCUGCGCCUGGAAAGCCGGAGGACGUGUGCGUGCUGUGGAACCGGUAUGGGGAGCUGCGGUGGGCGGAGCACCUGCCGUACGAUGGGGAGUGGAACGAGCUGGAAGUCAGCACACCAACCGAAGCCCACUCCUCUGCUCCCGCAACCGUCGAAGCGAUGCGGCCACUGCGCCUGCUCUACCCCGGCUCCUUCAACCCCCUGCACUACGGUCACACCGAGCUCGUCCAGGCCGCCAUACGCGUGCUUCGUCAGCAGCCGUCGUACCAGCACGACCCGUACGUCCCCGUCCAGGUCACCUACGAGAUUGCUGUGAAGGUGGUGGACAAGGGCGCGAUCGCCUGCAGGGACCUGCAACGGCGUGUCGCGCAGUUCCUCGAACGCGGCGAGCGCGUCGCCGUGACAAACGCUACCCUUUUCAUCAGCAAAGCCAGCCUUUUCCCCGGGCACGGUUUUCUGAUCGGCAUCGACACAGCGGUGCGGGUGGUGGACCCGCAGUACUACAGCACGAGCACCGACCCCCACGAGGCGGAGGCGGCGAUGGUUGCCGCCCUCCAACGCGACAUUGGCGAUCGUGGGUGCUACUUCGUGGUGGGCGGCCGCCAGAUGAGCGACACGACAGGCUGGCAGGACCUGACGACGCUGUCGAUUCCCGCCGCGAUUCGUCACCUGUUCGUGGGCAUCUCCGACGAGGAGUUUCGCGUGGACAUCAGCUCGACGGAGCUGCGGGCGAAGAAGCGGGCUCGUCUUCACCCACACCCGGAGGCGCACUCAAACAUGUAG